GCCACAACCCCAAAGUGCGCCAGUGGAGCAGCGACCUGGCAACACGACCGCACUGCCUCUGGAUUAACGUUGUUCCAGCGGUGUCAGGAUUACACAACUCAGGAAGACAUGGGAUGGGCCACUAAACAUCAAAGAGGACUCAUUUCAUUUAAUGGGCAACUCUGAAGUGCCAGAGAGCUGUCUGAUUUAAAUUAGUGCAGAGCUGGACAACAUCUGGCUGGAUGAUGCAUUUUACUUCCCCAUAGGUUUUAUUGUAAGCACCAGGAGGAGCAGAGCAGAGCAGCCAUCACCCCUUCAGUGCAUCACCUGAAUGGAAAUAUGGACACCGUCAAUGGAGGGAUUUUAACUCAACAUGUCCAGGAACUAUGAGCCUGGUCACUCAGUAGGGAUGUUGGCUGCCGUGGAACAUGGUCCCAUCCUCUGCAGCGACUCCAACAUCCUCUGCCUCUCGUGGAAAGGCCGGGUCCCCAAGAGUGAAAAGGACAAGCCUGUGUGCCGUAGGCGGUACUACGAAGAGGGCUGGCUUGCCACGGGGAACGGAAGAGGAGUUGUUGGGGUGACGUUUACAUCGAGUCACUGCAGGAGGGACCGAAGCACGCCUCAGAGAAUCAACUUUAAUCUGCGAGGACACAACAGCGAGGUUGUCUUGGUGCGCUGGAAUGAACCCUUUCAGAAGCUGGCCACCUGCGAUAUGGAGGGAGGGAUUUUUGUGUGGAUCCAGUAUGAAGGAAGAUGGUCGGUAGAGUUAGUGAACGACCGAGGAGCCCAGGUGAGUGACUUCACUUGGUCACAUGAUGGCACUCAAGCCCUCAUCGCGUACCGGGAUGGCUUUGUGUUGGUUGGCUCGGUCAGCGGACAAAGACACUGGUCCUCCGAGAUCAACCUGGAGAGUCAAAUCACCUGUGGCAUCUGGACGCCUGAUGAUCAACAGGUCUUGUUUGGCACAGCAGACGGUCAGGUGAUAGUGAUGGACUGUCACGGACGAAUGCUCGCCCACGUCCUGCUGCACGAGUCUGAUGGGAUCGUGAGCAUGUCCUGGAACUGCCCCGAUUUCCUGGUUGAGGACAGCACAGAGAGCGACACAGACUCUGAUGACAAUGUUCUGCCUUUAGUGCGGAGAGUGAAGCCAUUGUUGACAGUCACCUUCUUAUCGGGAGAUAUCAGUUUAAUGAACAACUAUGACGAUCUCUCUCCUUCUGUAAUUCGCUCAGGGCUGAAAGAUGUUGAGGCCCAGUGGUGCUCCCAGGGAGACCUCCUGGCUGUGGCCGGCAUGGAGAGACACGGGCUUCCUGUCGACUCGUCCUGCUCGUCCAUCAUGAGGAACGCCCUGGUUAAGUUUUAUAAUGUCCAAGGAGAGCACAUCUACACUUUGGAAACACCGGCACAGAGACCCAUCACCACCAUCUGUUGGGGUCACAGAGACUCUCGUCUGUUCCUUGCAUGUGGACCAGCACUUUAUGUGGUGCGUGUGGAACACAGGGUGGCCAGCCUCCAACUUCUAUGCCAGCAGGGCAUCGCCAGCGCCCUGCGAGAGGAGAAAGACGUGGGGAAACUGAACAUGCCCUCGAUUCUCUGCUCUUACGUCACCACUGCUUUUAUACCCACCAUCAAGCCCCCAAUCCCUGACCCCAACAACAUCCGGGACUUUGUCAGCUAUCCCACAGCUGGGAACGAGAGGCUCCACUGCACCAUGAAGCGAGCUGAGGACAGCCCCGAGACAGGCGGGCCCUGCUACACGCUCUACCUAGAGUAUUUAGGAGGACUGGUGCCCAUUCUCAAAGGAAGGCGCAUCAGUAAACUCCGGCCCGAGUUUGUCAUUAUGGAUCCAAAAAUGGACAACAAAACAGAGGAGGUGUGUGUGAAUCCCAUGAUCUCAUACACUGACAGCUGUAACUGCUCCGACUCCAGUGACAUUGAGUUGAGCGAUGAGUGGGUCGGGAAGAAGUCACCAAAGUUAUCCCGAGGAAACAGGUUGAACAUGGAAUCGAGAAAAUCUCCCAAACUUUCACGCUCCAAUCAGGAAGGCCAACGGUCGCCACGGUUACCAACAAAGAAACCUCCGAUUCGGUCUCCCAGUCUGACACGUCGAGAGUUUUCUAUGGACGGGAUCACAGAGCACAACUACCUUGCUCAGGUCACAUCCAACAUUUGGGGGACGAAAUUCAAAAUUGUCGGACUUGCUUCUUUUCUCCCCGCCAAUCUUGGUGCAGUCAUCUAUAAGACGAGUUUGCUUCAUCUGCAACCGAGACAGAUGACGAUCUACCUUCCAGAAGUGCGAAAGAUUUCUCAUGACUUUAUGAGCCUGCCUGUGUUCAACCCCAAUGUGUUCAGUGAGGACGAGGAUGACUUACCAGUGAUGGGGCCGUCUGGAGUGGCAGGAGAAAAUCCUUCAUGCACAGUCAACAUUCCCAUUGCUCCCAUCCACAGCCCAGCUCAGGCGAUGUCUCCAACUCAGAGUAUCGGCCUGGUUCAGUCUCUUCUGGCCAAUCAGAACAUUCAGCUCGAUGUCCUGACCAACCCCACAGCCACUGCAGCAGCUGCAGCUGCAGCGGCAGCAGCUUCUGCCCCUGCUACGGAUCACGGGCAGGAUGCAGUUCCAACGCCGUACCCAGUGCCGUCUAGAUACUCAAACCCUGGUCAAGUGAUCUUCAACGGGCUGGAGAUGGGUCCUCUUCUUCCUGGUACUCUUCCUCCCCCACCUCCACCUCACCAUCUCCCACCACAGCCUCACCCGCAGCGCUCUCACUCGCAGCAGCCUCGCCAGCUGCCGUCCAAACAGUCGCAACAAAUGCAGACGCAGCAGCAGAAAAUGCAUCAUCAUCAACAACAGCAGCAGCAGCCGCAGCAGCAGCAACACCACCAUCAGACCCAAACACAGCAGCAGCAACAAUUACAGCAGCACCACCAAUUACAGCAGCACCAACAGCAACAAUUACAGCAGCAGCAAUUACAACAGCAACAGCUGCAGCAGCAACAUCAGCAGCUACAGCAGCAACAGCAACAGCUGCAGCAACUGCAGACGCUGCAUCAACAGCAGCAGCAACAACACCAGGUUCAGCAACAACAGAUACAACAAAAUCCGACGCACCAACAACUUCACCACCAACAACAAAUCCAGCUGCAGCAGCAACAGAUGCAGCAGCAGCACGAACAGAUGCAGCAGCAGCAGCAGCAGAUGCAGGCGCAGCAGCAGCAGAUCCGACAGCAGAUCCAGGAGAUGAGGCAGCAGCAGCAGCAGCUCCAGCAGCAGCACCAGCAGAUCCAGCAACAGCAUCAACAGAUGCAGAGGCAGCAUCAGCAGAUGCAGCAGCAGCUGAAGAUGCAGAUGACGCUGCCCCCUCCUCCGUCUGGCUAUCCGACCAUUUCAUUGCACCAGAUUCAUCUUCUGCCUCCUCCUCCUACCGGCGAGCCUGGGUUCAGGGGGGAGCACAGUCACACUCUUAAGCCAAGUCUGCCGCGGACUUUACCUCCCUUCAUUGACAUGGAUGGAUCUUUGGAGGUUCAGCUGAGGAAGGUGAAUCCUCCUCCUCCAUACCCGGGCACUGUGGUGUCUGUAGCGACGGCUACAGCCGUUGCCAUGCCUCAAACUCUUGUCACAAACUGUGACAGCCCAAGUGUCCUGGCGCCAGACCCCUGCCUCAAGAAGGAUGAGUUUUUGCUUCACCCUCUCACUUUGCAGUACCCAACACCUCUGGGGUAUGAAAGGAUCACGACCUUUGACAGCAGUGGCAACGUGGAGGAGGUCUGUCGGCCACGCAGGCGCCUUGUUCGCAACCAAAAUGCGUACACUGUCCACGGCAUCGGAGGCUCGGCCACGCUCAAAGUCACCUCCUCUGAGAAUAAAAAAAUUCAACUUCCCUACAGCUCAGCAACAUUGAGUCGUCUCUCUGUCCCUCGAUACUCAAUACCAAGUGGAGACCCUCCUCCUUACCCUGAUCCAGCCAAUCAAGUAACUGCGACACUUCCUCCUCCCCAGAGGACUGAUAGCAGUCUGAUUCACGCCACUCUCCGCCGUGACCGCAGGGACGUGGGACUUAAAGUGCCACAGAUGAUGGAGAGCUCGAGAACCCUCCCCACCAAGGCGAAAAUGAACAGUGCACUAGCACUAACCUACCAGCAGAGGGUGCCCACUGCAUUGUACACAUGCACACAGUGCAGCAGCAACAGCAGCAGCACCAGCGUCAGUGUCAGUGGUGGUGGUGGUGGAACUAUGAGCAGUGGCAUCGCAGGUGGCACGGUGGUGAGGCAGGACUUCCCACCGGGUAAGGGAGCACAUCACAGCACCAUUAUCGUGCACUCUAAAAGCACCUCACCCAUGACCUCUCAGUCAUCAUACAGUCUGCUGAGUGCUGUUGAUAACAGCAGGGACAGAACGGUGUAUGUGAACUCGGCCUUUACUGAAGAUGAGACUUUAAAUCAACAGUGCCACCUCGAAAAGUCUGUACGCCAGCUGACUCUCGGCGAUGUCAGUUUGACGGUUAAACGCCCUCCGCCUUACCAGUGGGACACCUCCACCACAGAGGAGUUCUGGCUCACUCCAGAACAAACAAUGUUAGGUCCUCCACCAGCUCCUCAUAAACCGCCUCCGCUCAUCAUUGGUCAGGCUCAGCACUUGGACAUGUCUCGGCUACCGUUUGUUCUCACCACUAAACCUCCAACCAGUCAGACCACGAGCACGCUUACUUUCCCGUCAGGUUACCAGAUAUCUCUCUCGCCUUUUCCUCCGGGUGUGGGUCACGGUGGUCCUCCGCUCCAGACCUUACAGAACCCUCCGUCACACUCUCCGAAUGAAGUGGUUGGUUCGGUCCCUUUUUCUCAGCAGGAACCCAACUUGGUGUUGCCACCAGGCUAUCCUCCGAGUCUCGCUAACUUGGCCUGCUGCCCUCUCCCUCCGAUGUAUCCAGGAGCCAGCUCAUGCGCCGGGCUUCAGCUGCACCCUGUCAACCUUCACCCCUGGAACCCUUACCCCUGCCCGCCUCCCAUGCAAGACCCUCCAGCACCUCCCCUCCCCACCAAAACUCAUCAGAUCUUAGAGAAGCCCAUUCUCUCCCCACCUCCUCCUACUGGGCCACCCCCGCCACCACCUCUCCCACCUCCUCCUCCACCUACUGAGCUACCACCAUCCAAAAUCUCCACAGAGGAUCUAGCAGAGUCUGCGAACAACUUCCUAGAGCCAUCAUCCCUGAAUGAAAGCCCCGUGCCGCAGGAGUCGGAUCGCUUCAACAAGAAGAGCCGCAAAAGGCUGGACAGCAGAGCCGAGGAAGCCAACAUGUCCUCUGUCUCUGAGGGCAAAUCUAGAAAAGACGGGCGUGCGCUCUCUGACUUCAACACUCUCAUUUCCAGCCCGAGGCUUGGCAGCAGAGAGAAGAAGAAGCCCAAGGGUCAGAGAGAGCAGCUCAAUAAAACCAAGAAGAUGAGCCGGACCACCAAUGAGUUCCAGGAUAGCUCAGAAAGCGAGCCAGAGCUGUUUAUUAGCGGCGAUGAGCUCAUGAACCAGAACCAGAGCAGUAAGAAGAGCUGGAAGAACAAGCGCAGCAUGCGUAUGGCGAGCGAGCUGGAGGAGAUAAAGUGCCGCAAAGCAAAUGAGAGAGAGGACCGUAGUUUGGGAAGCCAAGGAUUUGUCUAUGUUAUGGCCAAUAAACAACCGUUGUGGAACGAAGCCACCCAGGUCUACCAGCUGGAUUUUGGAGGACGAGUCACCCAAGAGUCAGCAAAGAAUUUUCAAAUUGAACUGGAUGGUAGACAGGUGAUGCAGUUUGGGCGAAUUGAUGGAAAUGGCUAUAUCUUGGAUUUCCAGUAUCCUUUUUCAGCAGUGCAGGCAUUUGCUGUUGCCUUGGCCAACGUGACUCAGAGGCUGAAGUGAAAAAGGUUUUGUGUUGUUGUCGACUGAUUCAAAAGAAAGCCACAAUGGUUGGUCUAGCAACCCGAUGUGUGCUGCUAACGCUGGGAAAAUGUCAGUGUUGUGGUGGUUCUUUUUAAUAUACGAGUUGGUCUUGCACAUGCAGACGAUUUACAAUCAGUCUGUUGAAGGCAACGUCGGUCUAGGUCAGUGGUCACGGAGAAUACACUCCAUCACUUCUAGUUCAUAUGUCGAAUGUACUCCAGCUGAUUUUAUUUAUUAUUCAAAUGUUAUUUAGUGAAGUAAAAAAUGUCAACCUUCCCUGGAUGAACAAAAGGUUAAGUGAUGUUGGAAUGGAUUUUAAAAGCAGUGUGGAGGUUUAGUACCACGUGUGGUGCCAAAGACAUCUUUAGACAUCCUCCCUCUCUUAAAAUGAUGGCUAAUUCAAUGUAUUUCAAAUUAAUAAAUAUUUUAUUUAUGUUUGUGAUGUUAAUAGAAAAUAUACGCAGCAAAUUUGUUAGGCAUUCAAAAUUGCAAAUACAUUUUUCACGAAGCCAUACCAUAUCUGCACUAUUUUAAGUCAGUUUUAAGUAAUUAAGUAAAUAAAUUAUACGCUUUUAUUAUGAAUAUCAAACUGAUUGUUAUUGUUUUUUUCCGAUACCUUUAUUUGUAUAUUUAUUCAUCCCAUUUGUUCAAGGCAGUGAUUUGAUUUUUAGUCUGUUUUGUUUGCUAAAAGUCUACAUUAUGUUCAAAUUGCUGAACAUGCAAUAGAAGAAUAUAUUGAUUCUGCAACUGCAACGUGAAGAGUUGACCACAGUUUAUCAUAGUUUGUAUAUUUUCUAUUCAUGAUACUUCUAUGAAGUGGUGCAAUGAACAUAGUAAACCAUAUUCUUUUGGCCACAAUACUGUACAUUCAGUCAGAGCCGUUAUGAUCUGACAAUGUACUCUUCAUUUUUUUUUUCAUGUGUAAAUUUUCAUGUUACUUUUCAUUUCCAAACCUCCCCUCUACAAUUGUGAGUGAUAUUUCAAUAGCCUAAUAAGUUUAUUUGUGCCAAAUAGUCCAAUGCAAUUUGGCUGAAAGUACAGUAAGUUAGUGGCGAAGAUGGUUUAAAAUCUCCACAAACAAAAAUGUGAGUAAAAACCGAGAUCCUCUCUGAGAAUCUCAGACGUGGUUGGCUCUGUGUUGUUUUCAUUGGGUGUUUAUGACGCUGCUACAUCAGUAGUUUGCCUCGUUGGAAACCAGUGCUGCUUUAGAUAGAUAGAGCUUGUGUGCAAUAACGCUACCUACAUAGAACUGAUGUUGUACUUGCAAAAGAAAAUACAAUGCUGCUUGCACUGUGUAUUUAGUAAAUGACUUAACAUCAUUAUAUGCUUAGACAAUUGUGCUUUUAUGUUGCUAAGUUUAGUAAUUUUGUACUUCACCUUUUGCUUUAACAUGGUACCAAGAGUUUUUUGAUGUUACACAAAAAAGAACGAGAACAAUACAAUUGCAAAGGUAUUAAAUACAACAUAUUCAUAAGUUGUUAAUGUUAGUAGGAGUGAGAGUCAUGUAGAUUUGGUGCUAAUGUAUAAAGAAAAACAAAUGUGAAAAUGUCUGGACAUUUGUCAUUUGCUAAAAGAAGGUUAUUUUAAAGUAUAUGAGGAAAGUAUUUUGAGAGAGGCUACAGAGAGUUUUCAUUUUAGAGCUUUUCAUUUAAUGCUGCUUCAGAGACUUCAGCGACAGUGUGUGUCAGUUAUCAGCAAUACUGCCUAAUGAAUAGUUGGUUGCCUGAUUUUUUUUUUCUCUCUUAUUUUGUGAAGGAAACAAAUAUGAUGUGACCAUAGGUUUACAUGGACCUAUAGGCUGGCCAAAAUGUAAAAUACAAUAAAAAUACAUUGUUCCAAAUGUU
This is a messenger RNA of Sebastes umbrosus (honeycomb rockfish), 7728 nucleotides long. It is a transcript of the gene tulp4b, whose product is annotated as TUB like protein 4b. NCBI's taxonomy places the organism in Eukaryota, Metazoa, Chordata, Actinopteri, Perciformes, Sebastidae. Bases 353 to 5863 code for a protein of 1836 amino acids. The record is from RefSeq and is a predicted model, not a curated record. The transcript is spliced from 16 exons. Gene Ontology annotation, molecular function: protein binding.